Messenger RNA from Rhopalosiphum padi (bird cherry-oat aphid), 2161 nucleotides. Its product is annotated as probable pyruvate dehydrogenase E1 component subunit alpha, mitochondrial. Gene Ontology annotation, cellular component: intracellular membrane-bounded organelle. Gene Ontology annotation, molecular function: pyruvate dehydrogenase (acetyl-transferring) activity. The transcript is spliced from 7 exons. Gene Ontology annotation, biological process: pyruvate decarboxylation to acetyl-CoA. The record is from RefSeq and is a predicted model, not a curated record. Bases 249 to 1439 code for a protein of 396 amino acids. NCBI's taxonomy places the organism in Eukaryota, Metazoa, Arthropoda, Insecta, Hemiptera, Aphididae.
GUCGUGUAAAACGCCACGACAGAAAUACGACGUCGCGACAACAAUAUAACAGUAAUAAUAUUAUAAUAGCGAGUCGCGGAGAUGUGUGUCGCGCGCGCGUUGUUGCGUUAGUGUCCGUAACGCCUUGGCCGCGCAUCGUUCCACCACCUCGCCCACGCAGCCGGCGCUAGGUCUACGGACGCUAUUGAACUCCAUAUCACUACACUUUCCGGCUUUCAUAUCAAUCCACCGGCGCCGCACGCACCACGAUGAUAACCCUCACCACCGUGAAGGUGCCCGCUAUCCGCAACACCCUGCAGAAGUUAACGUCGACAUGGCAAUGCAGAAGCCUUGCAACUGAUGCCACAUUUGAUAUAAAAGCGUUCAAACUUCACAAAUUAGAAACCGGACCCAGUACUACAGUAACCGUGAGUAAAGAUGAGGCCAUAAAUUACUACAAGCAGAUGCAGUAUAUCAGACGUAUAGAAACGGCAGCCGGUAACUUGUACAAGGAGAAAAUCGUCAGAGGAUUUUGUCACUUAUACUCUGGACAGGAAGCUUGCGCAGUGGGCAUGAAAUCGGCAUUCCGCGAACAGGACUCAAUAAUAUCAGCGUACCGUGUUCACGGCUGGACAUACUUGAUGGGUGCAACACCCGUGGAGGUGUUGAGCGAACUCACCGGUCGAGUAGGCGGAGUAGUUCGCGGAAAAGGUGGUUCAAUGCACAUGUAUGGUAAAAACUUUUACGGCGGAAACGGCAUCGUCGGCGCUCAGGUGCCUUUAGGAGCGGGCGUUGCGUUGGCUGCAAAAUACUUGGGCACCGGAGGAGUGUGCUUUGCUCUGUACGGAGAUGGCGCCUCGAAUCAAGGACAAGUGUUCGAAGCAUACAAUAUGGCUAAAUUGUGGAACUUGCCCUGCGUGUUUGUCUGUGAGAACAACGGGUAUGCAAUGGGCACGAGUUCGGAACGGUCAGCUUCAAACACGUCUUACUACACCAGGGGCGAUUACAUACCCGGCAUUUGGGUAGACGGCAUGGACGUAUUGGCUGUUAGAGAAGCAUCAAAGUUUGCGGUGGAUCAUUGCAUUAAUGGAAAUGGCCCGAUACUUUUAGAAACAGUUACCUAUAGGUAUUCCGGUCAUUCAAUGUCUGAUCCUGGCACAUCAUACAGAACUCGAGCUGAAAUCCAGGCUGUAAGGAUGACUAGAGACCCAAUUACAUCGUUUAAAGAAAAAAUACUCUCUACCAACCUUGCAACCGUUGACGAUCUCAAGAAAAUCGAUAGUGAGAUAAAAAUAGAAAUAGAUCAAGCGGUCGUGAAAUCAAAGGAAGAUGCAGAAAUAUCACUGGAUGAGUUGGCCAGUGACAUAUAUGCCAAACCACUUGAAAACGAACAUCGAGGGGUAGUACCCUGGCAAAAGUUAAAACAUGUUAGAAUUGGACCAGCUUUCAAUAUUAAAUAAGUUUAUUAAAAUAAAUGAUAUCAGGGUAAAUGAAAUUUGUAAAGAUUGUACAUUUUGAUGUGAUGGAGUCGGACCACAUUAGGCAGGGUAUUUGUUUUUUUGAACCCAUAAUGUAUAGGUAAUAUUGAUUUGUUGACUUCUGAAAUAUUUUUUAUUAAAUGUUAUUUGUUCUUAGACUUGCUACUAUUUUUUUUAUAUAAAUUGUUUGUUAAUUUCAACUCAAAAAAGUAUAAUAAAAUAAAUAACUCACUUUAUUAUUUAUACUUUUUUAGUCACAUUGGAUUAACUCAUAUAUAAUAAAAAUGAUAAUGGUAUUGUAUAGAACAAGUAAUAAGUAAUAUCAUCAUAAAUUAUAAAAUGCAACUAAUAAUUAUAAAUUAAUUAAAUCACGAAAAUAAAUUUAAGUACCGUUGUAGUUGGAAUUUGUUUUUUGUUUAAAAACAGUAUGUGCCUAUUUAAUUAUAUUAGAAACAAUGCUUUUGGUCCAAACUCUGUUGAAGAAAUAUUAUUAAGAAUUGAUGUACACUUGAACUGCUGUAUUAUAUAUUAGGUCAUAAUGGAUUUUUAAAGUUUUUAUAAAAAUGUGUGUACCUAUCGUCCGUAUCUAUAUGACUGAUGUCUGAUAAGUGAUACCUAUCCUAAAUAAUUAUCUUUUUGUAAUUAUAUAGCAUGAGGCUGAUGGAAUGUUGAUUAAAUAUUUAAAUAUAUUAUGUUAUGAACAA